This is a messenger RNA of Haliotis rubra (blacklip abalone), 940 nucleotides long. RefSeq lists its product as uncharacterized. Bases 260 to 700 code for a protein of 146 amino acids. NCBI's taxonomy places the organism in Eukaryota, Metazoa, Mollusca, Gastropoda, Lepetellida, Haliotidae. The transcript has 5 exons. The record is from RefSeq and is a predicted model, not a curated record.
AUAAUGUUUCCAUAUCUGGCAAUCUUGAGGGGUGCCACUGUCUUUCACUGAGAAAAGGAAGUGAACAAGUUUAGUGAAUGUUGUUAAUAAUCAAGUCCCGAACAGAAACCAACGCGGAUGACAUGAGCAACGACCUAACGUCCUCGGGUUUCGAUGGACACAAAGUCAUCCAGGUAACACAUUGGCAUACUGCAGCAACCAUACCACCAACACCACAGACAGCGGCACGUGUGAAGCCCAGUCCCAAAAGUGCGCCAACAUGACGGAGGUAGUGCACAUGGUGUUCAUGAAUGGAGACUUCAGGUCGAUCGUGUCAGAUGAGAAACUGCGGCUAGAUUGCAGUGAUGAGUACAGGGAAGAGGUGGAGCUGUGUACAAAGAGGGUCAGCUUCCAGUGUGGGGACAAGGACAACCACCUCCGUCUGUUUGACUUCGCCUACCACUACAUCUGUGACAGAAAACAUGAUUUCAUUGAAGCUGAGGAAUGCUUACAGAGUAACGACUUCACCCACAUCUUAAUUCAGUGCAUUAAGGAAAACCACAAGGCUGAUGAAGGCUUGUGCAGUGACUACCCAGCUUGUAUACAACGUAGACUCGCUCGAUCUAAGGACUGUUCAACAGAAGACGCGAGGACUAUAGGAGGACUGUUGAGAGGAGCAAUGAAGAGAAAACACCCGCACUGCCAGCACAUUCCGGACUGACUGUGCAGAGUCUGUUGCCAAUGAAUGAAAUAAAACAUCUCUUGGAUUUUGUAAAUGACAUUAAUAUCUUUGUGAAUGAAUUGACUUUGUGAUCCAGUUGAACAAUAUGUCAGACGUAUUUGCGGGCCUAUAAACUAAAUGUGAGUGAAUAUGGUUUAAGCUGCUUUAAGCAAUAUUCCAUAAAUGUCACCGUGGAGGACACCAGAAAUAUUAGCAUUGCAAUAAAUGAUAAUAAGUGCA